Molecule: messenger RNA, 2454 nt
Organism: Saccharomyces kudriavzevii IFO 1802
Lineage: Eukaryota; Fungi; Ascomycota; Saccharomycetes; Saccharomycetales; Saccharomycetaceae
Gene: LDB19
Product: Ldb19p
Exons: 1
Coding region: 1-2454 (817 amino acids)
Source: RefSeq, a predicted model, not a curated record
AUGGCAUUUUCUCGCCUUACAUCUGGUCAUCAACCUAGUUAUAAUGGAUACAGCAGCAAGAAGGGACAAUCCCAUCCAUUGGCUCUUUUCAUUGAUGUAGAAUCACCACCAUGUGUUCUGUAUGGAUCCGCCAUGGAAUCAUCGGGCGCUGUAUUGAGUGGACUUUUCACCGUGACCGUUAUUGAUCCCUACAGCAGUAACGAAGAGAAGUCUUUGAAAACUACAGAAUCCAAUGUCUCAGCUAAUACUAAGAGUUUAAAAAGAAAAAGUACAUUUGGCUCUGCACUUUCAUUGAAGUUGUCGAACUUAUCGGCUUCAACCUCAAACAUCUCUCCUUCGACUUCUUCUACGUCUCUGUCUCAUUCCCCAACGCCUGCCAAUUUAAGAAUAAUGGCUGGUUAUACUAAGAUCACAAUCACUUCGGUGACCUUGACUUUAGUGCAAAAGGUUCACUUUCAUAAGCCCUUUGUUCCCAAUGUUUCCUCCAUGCAAACCUGUAUGAAUUGUAAAACUAAGAUUACAAAUAUGAAAAGUUGGGAAAUCCAGAAAAAUACACAGGAUGUUUCCGUCGGAAACCAUUCCUUCCCAUUUUCCUAUCUUAUACCAGGUUCUGUGCCAUGUUCUUCGUCUCUAGGGGCAGCAGCUGAAACUCAGGUUAAAUACGAACUUAUUGCUGUUGUAACAUACAUGGACCCCUAUAGAAAUACUCUCUCGUCCAGCCAUUCUACUUCGAGGAAAGAGGGAACUUCCCCAAAGAAUCAGUUGUUACAACUGGUGAUGCCCAUCGCUAUUACUCGAAGUAUACCGCGUGGGCCUGACAAAAAUUCUCUAAGGGUAUUUCCUCCCACAGAAUUAACUGCUGCUGCCGUUCUUCCUAAUGUUGUUUAUCCUAAAUCUACGUUUCCAUUAGAAAUGAAAUUAGAUGGCGUUUCCUCUGGUGAUAGAAGAUGGCGAAUGCGUAAAUUGAGUUGGAGGAUUGAAGAAACGACAAGGGUCAAAGGCCAUGCCUGCCCAGUACAUAAACAUGAACUGAGACAAUUAGAAGAGCAGGUUAAAUUAAAGGAAUCGGAAAAAUCUAAAAAGCCGCGUAGCCAUAUCAAGCGAUAUGGAGAACUGGGCCCACAAGUCCGAGUCGCUGUAAACUCCCUAGAAAAUAUGACAUCGCAAAGGCUGCCAGGAGAGCCUAACGAUGGACAGGUACCUGGAUCUUCGGGUCCAGUGUUAAGUAGUGACGUUGGACCGGAUAAUGAAAAUCCUGUUAAUGAGGACGAGGACGACCAACCUGGUAACGAAUUCAUUCACCCUAGCGAUGAUGCUCUACGUCAAGAAUUAUUAAUGCAACAACAGCGUGCAAGGCAACAACAACUUCAACAAGAGUUGAAAAACAAUAGUACUUUAUUUACAGAAGAAGUUCGGAUAAUUUCUAAGGGAGAAAUGAAAAGUGGUUGGAAGACAGAUUUUGACAAUAAUGGGAAGAUUGAGUUAGUUACGGAAAUAGGUUGUAUGGGACUUAACUCAGGAGUAUCUAAUCCGGUAAUGCAUGCAUCAACACUCAAAACCACCACCACCACGAGCAAUAAGAAAUCCAAAAUUAAUGUGGCUUGCGAUACACAGGACCCAAACUUGGGUUUAUAUAUAAACCACAUCUUAGCAGUGGAAAUAGUUGUUGCUGAAGAAACAUUGCAGUACGCAAAUGGACAACCUAUACGUAAACCAAAUUCCAACAACAAGAAAGAUAACAGUAUCGGCACAAUGAAUGUUCAUAAUUCUGACCAGCGUUUAGCAGAGCUUUCUCCAAUGUUUGCAAAUAGAAAUACGCCAAAAGUACGGCACAGGGAGCCCGAAGAUAUAACUCCCGUAAACAGCAACAAGUCCAACCAUAGUGUCAGCAAAGACAAGAUAAACAAUGGUGGUACCAACUGUAACAUUGUAAGUGUUCCCACCGGUGCUGCACGUGUCUUAAGAAUGCAAUUUAGAUUAACAGUCACUGAAAGGUCCGGACUUGGAAUUUCCUGGGAUGAAGAAGUCCCACCUAUUUAUCAAGAUGUAAAAUUGCUUUCACCACCAUGUUACGAGCUUUCUACAAGCAGAAAAACUAAAAAUAAAUUAUAUUCAACAAUGAGUACCCCAGUUGGAUUAGCAAAUGAUGUUGUCGGUAGUAGCGAUGACGAUGAGGGGAAUGAUGACAGUCAAGGGAGCGAGUCUGGUUCUAACAUGCAAGAAACAUCGAUCGCACAAAACAAAUUAACUAUACCGCCCACUGCGCACCACUACCAAUCUGCUUCAACUUCACAAAGAUCUCUUACUGCAGUACAGUCACCGCCGCUGGAAAGUGUUGUCAGUGUCCAGGGUAGUGUACCCUUUCGAGGACAAGUGUUGACACCUCAUAGCACGAGAGAUUACAGAAUGCAAAACUUUUCCGAUGUUUUAGAUUCUAAUAGAAUCACACAAUAG